AGCUCGCAUCCAGGUACGUAUAGAUCGUCAUCCUUUCUGAAGUACUUGAUUUAUCGUCCAUUCUCUGAUUUUCUUUAACCAUGGAGAAUGGUCUCCUCAACGAGCAUGAGAAGGAGUCUCAUCCUGCACAGCCCCCACGUCAAUCCUCAUGGAGAACCGGAUUCUGGCGGCGCUUUCCCCAUUCUGGAGUUUUCGCCCUUGUCGUUGCGCUGGCUGCAACGGUCAGCAUGAUAUACAUCAUCGCCACAUCAGACGGUCAGCCCAUUACCUCCUGGAAAUAUCAACCCACUGUGUGCCUCGCUAUUUCAUACACGAUCGCGAACAUUGCGCUGCAAUAUGGUCUCGCGCAAGCUGUCACGAUUGCCUGGUGGGUAAAGGCCUUGAAAGGCAACGCGAAAGUCAAGGAUCUGCACAAUAUUUGGUCGUUCGGACAUGGUGUUGUCCCCAUACUGCGAUCGGGGCGGUCUUUUAAUCUUGUCGCUCUGGCUGGACUCGCUGUCACCCUGGCGCCCAUUAACGGACCUCUUUUGCAACGCGCUUCCGUCAUCCACGAACGAACGCGGGUCGAGAUGAAGAAUAUCACUAUAGCCAUCGCGGAAGAGAUUCCCCUGGGCUAUACUGGUGUGAGCAGCAAUCUUGAGCAGCCUACUUUGAUGUCGCCCUCGUUUAGCGAAAUCGCCAAGCAGCAUACUGAUGGCCGAUCUAUGAAUGUCUCGGGUUCAGGCUGUGAAGGCUUGUGCAAAGGCACAUUGCGUGGCGCCGGCUACGAUAUGCGUUGUGUCCAGGAUAGUAUCGGCAAUUAUAACUACUCUGCUUUUGGGGGUAGUUUCAACACGAAGGCAGAUAUCUUUUGGUCAAACUUCACCGCCUCUCGUCUCUUCGAAGGUCAAGAGAUAAUCAUGAACUUCACCGCAAUCUACAAAGGAGACGAAGGUUGUGAUGCGCCGAUCAACAGAACCAAUUGCGAGCUGCGGCCCGCCACUAUGGACUAUCCCUUCAUAUUGAGCAACGAUUCAAUCACUCUGGACCCAGAUAGUUCAUGGAAAUCAGACCGAGUUCAGGCCCUUUACUCACCUUGGAUUGACUCGGAUUCCGACUAUCUAGUUCAAAGCACUCAUUCUGGUGUGUAUCUAUAUUUAGAUGCUCAGUGGCAAUCGAACAUGUACACCUACAUUGCUGGGGGCCCUCUAGGCUGGAGAGGCUACACUUCCGGGACGACUGUACUCAGAUAUAUGAGCGACUUUGCGGGCCUAGAAUCCGGCUUUUGUAACAUGACGCUUCCAGAUCCAACAUCCGACGUCUUGACGUCAGUACGCGAGCUGGCCUUCCGAACCGCCCUAUACAUACCUCAAACAAAGGGUGAUAUUAUGAAAGUGAAUCCGGAACCUCCAAUCGAAUAUCCAUACUCCCCAUUCGUACCGUUGAAUGAGGCGGAAAGGAAGCGUACUUUCGAACAAACGAUCGAAAUCGAGCAGACCACACAAGAAGUCGUGUUCAAGAGUCAAUACCAGUUCCUCGCCAUUGCCAUCGGCAUCACGCUAGUAGCCACGGGCUGUGUUCUCACGGUACUGGCGGGAUGGUGGCAUCUAGGCCGCGAGGUGUCGCUCUCGCCCAUCGAGAUUGCAAAAGCCUUCAACGCGCCGCUUCUUGCAGAGUCACAUCCCAAUGCAGAAGUUAUAAGACUGCUGAAGGAAUGCGGCGGGCAAAGAUUGAGAUACGGAGUAGUGUGGGAGAAUCCUGACUAUCCCGUGACUUCGAUACCGACGCUGAGACUGGAGAAGACGGAGCUGUGUGAGAAACCGCGGCAUGGACAGGUGGUAGGUCAUUAGCCUUCCCUGUGCGGAAGAGUCGCACAGAUUAUCAGAAUGCGAGUUUCGACGUACCUAGGUCUUAAGAUUGAUACGUUCAGA
Messenger RNA from Alternaria rosae, 1910 nucleotides. RefSeq lists its product as uncharacterized. The transcript has a single exon. Lineage: Eukaryota; Fungi; Ascomycota; Dothideomycetes; Pleosporales; Pleosporaceae. The coding region runs from base 81 to 1829 and encodes 582 amino acids. The record is from RefSeq and is a predicted model, not a curated record.